Penicillium coprophilum is the source of this 1197-nucleotide messenger RNA. RefSeq lists its product as uncharacterized. Lineage: Eukaryota; Fungi; Ascomycota; Eurotiomycetes; Eurotiales; Aspergillaceae. The record is from RefSeq and is a predicted model, not a curated record. Gene Ontology annotation, biological process: mitotic cell cycle. The transcript has 6 exons. The coding region runs from base 1 to 1197 and encodes 398 amino acids. Gene Ontology annotation, cellular component: mitotic spindle; DASH complex.
AUGGCAUUCCGCACCACAGCAGAAGAAAUGGAGAGGCUUCAGCUAUCCGAUGAUGACACAGAGGAAAUUUGGAACUCCCCAUCCAGAAGAGCGACACACAAAAAGAUCAAUCCAAGAACCACCGACGAGAGAGUUGUAUCCGAACCUCGAGCUUCUCAUGAUAGCGAGGAUCCUCUCGUAGAUCACCAGGCGGCCCGAGAGGCUGCGCUCCGGACAGAAUUACAAGGUGUGCGGAAUAUUAACGAAGUCAUAGAAGGACUUCUGGGAAGUUUGGACUCUGCCAAAGGAAACAUGGAGACGGUAUCCCAGACUGUUACAUCGGCCUCGACACUCCUUAACACGUGGACUCGGAUUCUCUCCCAAACCGAACAUAAUCAACGAUUGAUCCUCAACCCCAACUGGCAAGGUGCUACUCAGGAUGUGAUCGAUAUCGAAAACCAAGCAAUUCAGAGACAGCAAGCCGCACAAAGACGCGAGCAGGCACUUCAGCAGCAAAGAGAGGCUGCGGCGCGAAAAGCUGAGGAAAUUGAAAAGCGGCGCGCGCAGGUCACUCGAGGUACUCGAGGAACCACCCGCGGAAUUACACGGGGAGUUACCCCAACUUAUUCCCCUGUCUCCGAAGAUCAUUCCGUCAUUCUUCACCUUUGCCGGUACAACAUAAUGAACUUCGCACCGUAUCAAGAUCAAUCACCGGAGAUUGAGCGCGCCCUAUCCCCUCCCCACCCAGAUGGCCACAGGGUUUCCCCAAUCCUCCGCUCACCGCGAGCCUCGGCCGAUCUACCCUCCCCCAGUUACUUUGCUGGGGGACAUGGCAACACGAGAUCUGGGCGAGAUAUUGAGAGUGGCCAUGUAAGCCUAGGGGCUUUUGAAACGAGUCUUCCCAUUCGUAUGGAUAUCGAAGCAGCGCUGGCGUAUCUGCUUCUACCUCCCGCAGGGGGUGUAUUCCUCCUGCUAACUGAACACAAGAGCGACUAUGUGCGGUUUCAUGCUUGGCAAUCGAGUAUGUUAUUUGCUACUAUGUUUUUCGUUCAUCUACUGCUCUGCUGGUCGAGCUUUCUCUCCUGGACAUUAUUUAUUAUCGAUAUUGCUUUAAUCGGCUUCCUCAGCAUGCAUGCUUACCAAGAUGUUGAUACGUUGGACCACUUCGAAGUCCCAUUCUUCGGCCAUCUGGCCAACUCCUUUGUUGAUGAUGAAUGA